CUUUUGUUUUCUUUUGUUUCACCAUUGAAGUAAAAUUCUUUUUUAACUGCAAAUUGAUGUGUACAACUGCCAAACGAAUCGCAGGAUGUCGACGGAAUUCCAGCCGAAACGCAUCAAACUCGAGAUACUGAAAUCCGAUGGCACGCAAAACAACAAGAAGUUUGUGAAGUUGAUGCCUUUCGGGACUCACAAUUCCAAAGGCAAAGAAAUCAAGACUGAAGCCAAGGUCUGCCAAAUUCUCAAUCCGUCCCGGCUUUCAGAUUUGCAUGACCUUGAUGACAGUUCACGAGGAACGUCGAGCAGCGGAGGGCUCAUCACACCGACGCUGACUUUGCGGAAUGUCAGUAUUCAUCAAACGCACCAGCAACAACAACAACUUACACAAAAUAAACAAACGAGUGCGGCAUUUACUACAUUUAUUAAAGGAGAACCAAAGCAUGAUGAACUUCAGUCAUUAUUCGAUAAGGAAAUGCCGCGUUCGCUCGUGAAGCAUGAACCUGCGAAAACCCCCGAUGUGAUAGCACUGUCCGACGACACGGAUAGCGAAGCCACCGAAAAGGAUCUCGAUCCGCAGCGCAAUUUCGACUUUAUCGAGGAAGCCUCCGUCAUGGAUGACGAAAUAAUGGACGACUUCCAGGACUUGUUUCAGCACAACAUGAACGACGAGCAGCACGAAAAAAUCUUUCACGAGCUUCUCAAUGCGACAAGUGCCGUUACGAGUCCGCCGCCGCCGCCGAAGGAUUGUGACAAAAACGAGCCAAUUAACGGACAAAGUACAAAUUUUCUGACCAAUGCGCAGCAUCAGCAGCAACCUACAAGUAACAAUGAAAACAGUGUUGUGACUAACAAUAGUAAUAGUAACGAUAAUCAUCCGCAUAACCAUCAAGAUUUUCUCAUAAAUCCCACGUCUUUCGUGCCAAUUGCGAGUAAAGUGCCCGAUUCGACGCACAAAACGGCUUCUGUGGCAUCCGACGAGCGAAACGAGUCACAACAACCCGUAACGACAGCAGCUACAAGCCCGUCGAUUCACACGACGCACACCGAAGCAUCGCAAUCGACAAAUGCCGACAUCCUAAAUUACCUCAAACGCAUCGAACGACGUCUCGGCAACAUCGAAAAACGUUUAACAAAAAUCGAGGAAGCGCAAAAUUCGCAACAAACGCACGAUUCGGAGUCAAGUGACGCUGAUGAUCUCAUCGACGACGACAUGUUGUUGUCUCUCAAGUUCCCGAUCAAGAAGAAACACAGCUUGGACAUCUUCGAGAACAUCCUAAAAGUCCCCAAAAUGAAACGCAGCUUGGAACUCAAGUUCAAACAGUAUCUCGGCAUGAACGAAAGCGACACCAUCGACAUGAUUCUCGCCGAAAUGAUCGAUCCGCAUGUGCAGGAGAACUUCAAAUGGCGCCAAAGUGACUUGACCCGUUCCUUCGAGAACUACGUUUACAUCAACAAACUCAUCUUCGACUGUGUCAAACACCAUUUUCAGCCAUUCUCGAAUGUCGAAUACAUUCGUCUCAUGUCACUCAUCCUCAAUCGACCGUCGCGCAUCUCCGCAAUCCAAAGAAACUUCGGUCGAACGAAUUUCCAAAAUGUGAAAAACUCAAAAUGCUAAAAAAAUUCACGAAUUUAUUUUUUUUUUUUGCACUAAUUUAUUGUCGAGGACAAAAUUUCAUAGAAAUGUAAGCAUUCCUUUUUCGUUUUUCAUGAACAAUCAAGCCAAAAAUCUGAUGAAAUUGUUCAAAAAAAAUUAUGAGUGAAAGAAAGUCGUAAUUACCUAACUUAGAAGUGAUUGAAAAAAAACAUCAACAUAAAUGUGAAUUAGAAUUAAUUCUAAAAUUAAUUUGUUAACAACUUGUAACAAGCUAAAAAUAUUAAAAACAAAGCAGCGAUC
Molecule: messenger RNA, 1891 nt
Organism: Culicoides brevitarsis
Lineage: Eukaryota; Metazoa; Arthropoda; Insecta; Diptera; Ceratopogonidae
Product: ankyrin-3-like
Exons: 5
Coding region: 86-1612 (508 amino acids)
Source: RefSeq, a predicted model, not a curated record